Rhododendron vialii is the source of this 1067-nucleotide messenger RNA. RefSeq names its product cysteine-rich repeat secretory protein 55-like. The record is from RefSeq and is a predicted model, not a curated record. Bases 184 to 972 code for a protein of 262 amino acids. Lineage: Eukaryota; Viridiplantae; Streptophyta; Magnoliopsida; Ericales; Ericaceae. The transcript has a single exon.
UUUUUUCUUUCCAGAAACUUAGACAUUUCCCCCACUUGUGCUAAUGGAAGACACGAAGUCAAAAAUAUCUGCUUUGUCCAUCCCCCCCACUUCAUUUCCCACUACUACUCAGCCUAUAAGAAGAAGAAACCCAUGUAGAUACCAUCAAGAGAGCAGCAACCCAGGAAACAAAAGAAAAAACACAUGGGUUUCUUAAGCCAUCUUCUUAUCUUGCUCUUACUCUGCACUAUCUCUGCAGAAUCUGCAGAUCCUUCGGGUGUGUUUUGCAAUACAAAAGUUAACAUUUCUAACAACCAAAUAUCAUCAAACAUCGAUAGCUUACUUCCCCAGUUGGUUCAAGGAACUCUGCUAAAUGGGUAUAUUGCCACCUCCUUUGGAAAAGCUGAAAACCAAGUCUAUGGCCUAGCACAAUGCAGAGCAGAUGUUACCGGUAACGACUGCAAAACUUGCAUCGAAGGUGCAGCAACAGAAAUCCGAAAACGCUGCCCAAAACAAGCUGAUGCAAGGAUUUGGUAUGACUAUUGCUUCCUAAGGUAUGACAUAAAGGAAUUCUUUGGAGAAGUUGAUACCGGCUAUGGAAUUUUCUAUGCCAAUGUGCAGAACGUGACCGAUCCAGAUACUUUCAACAAAGAACUCGGAGCUCUGAUAGAUAAGAUCUCUUCGGAGGCUGUUGUGCCCGGGAACAAAGGGAAUGGGAGAGGAAAAACUAAGCUGACACCUUUUCUUACACUCUAUGCAUUGGUGCAAUGCACAAGGGAUUUGUCACCGCUACCUUGUAAACAGUGCCUGGCUAUAGCUGUCAACACUUUCAACUUCCCUAACUUCUGCAACAACAAGAAGGGAUGUCGAGUCCUAUAUAGUAGUUGCUAUGUUCGAUACGAACUCUAUCCUUUUUACUUCCCUCUAGAUUCACAAGAUGAAUCCGCCAAUUCUUCACUGGCUUAUUAUGUGUCUGUUGUUUCAAAACCCUAGUGUCAUAGUUUGUAUUGAAGAUGAGUUUAGAUGCCAAAAGAAUGCAUGAACUUCUGAAUAAACCGUAUUUCAAUUUGAACUCUUCACCUCUGAAA